Durio zibethinus is the source of this 2957-nucleotide messenger RNA. RefSeq names its product homeobox protein BEL1 homolog. NCBI's taxonomy places the organism in Eukaryota, Viridiplantae, Streptophyta, Magnoliopsida, Malvales, Malvaceae. Gene Ontology annotation, molecular function: DNA binding. The record is from RefSeq and is a predicted model, not a curated record. Gene Ontology annotation, biological process: regulation of DNA-templated transcription.
AGGGAGGGGGGAUUUUUCUUGAUUUUCUUAUUAGGAAUUCUGUUUUGGAUGUAUUUUACAUCAUAAUGCAUUGACCCCCUAGAGCUAGAGAGAGAUAGGAGAGAAAAGGGAGAGAGAAGAAAUUAAAGGCAACUAUAUAUAUAUAUAUAUAGAGAGAGAGAGAGAGAGAGAGAGAGAGAGAGAGAGAGGGGCAUAUAUGAGUCACUAUGUUCAUGGCAAUGUAGAAGGGUCAUCAUCAGCUCUCUGAUCCUCUAUUUCUAAGGAAGAUAUAUCUGAUCUUUCUGCCUAGGUUGUUUUUUCAUGCCACACCAUGUUGGCUUUUUAACAGGACAAGUUUGAGCAAAGAAAAAAGGCAAAGAGGUGGGCGCACUUUGGCUUAGCUCCUAUCAUCACCAUCAUCAUCAUCUCCUUCACCACCAUCUAAUUCUUCUAAUCCUUUCUGUAUUCUUCGUCGUCAUCAAUCCUCCAUUAAAAAAAGUCCAUUCCAGUUGAUUCUUUAACAACAUAGUUCAACUUGUUCCGUAACUGAAUCAGCACCAACUUUUGGUCACUAUCUGAGAAGCUAGUGGGCAAGAGAAGCACAAACAAAGGAACAAAAGGAAGAGAAAAAGAAAAUUAAUUUGGAUUACAUGGCUAGAGAACUCUGUGAAGAUAAAUCAAGGAAUAUUGUCUCAUCAACUGGUUUUUGUUACUCAGAUGUUUCAUCUGGUAGCUCAACCGUGCAAACCCAUCUGGUGAAUCAGAUCCAAGGAUUUGAACCCAACCCAGAGAUCUUCAACUUGACAACAGGCAUGGAGAUGAUAGGGUUUUCAAAGAAUCUACAGCAUCAAGGUGACAGCAACACAGUCAUGUGGAAAGGGUUCUUCAACAAACAUGGAACCAACCUUAGUCCAUCUCCUUCAAAAACAAUCAAUAAGUCAACGAGCGAUUUCUAUCAACAUGAAUUGCACAAACCUGAGUUCACAACUGGGAUAGCUGAAACUAGUACAGAGAAUCUAAUAGUUGGACCUGAGUCGGCUCCUUGGCAAGAGAACAGGUUGUUUGUUGAUGACUCUUCUUUGAGGUGUGUUUUUCCUUGUGAAGGAAACGAGAGGCCAAGUCAAGGUCUUUCACUCUCUCUUUCAUCUAGUAAUCCUACUAGUAUCGGGCUACAGUGUUUUGAACUCAGACAAACCGGUCACAGUAAUCAUGAUCAGCAAGAUGAUAUGAGGUUUAUUGGUUCAAGUUCUAGAGAUGGCUUCUUUGGAAAGCCUUCAAAUGUUCAAUCGCAACAACAAAUGAUCCAAGACGGUUUUCUGGGAAAAGCUGCAAAUCUGCAGCAUCAAGGGCAGUUCCAACUCAGUAGUUCAAAGUACUUGGGUCCUGCUCAGGAGGUUUUGAAUGAGUUUUGCAGCCUCGGAACCAAGCAAAUUGAUGAAUCAAAGCAAAAGCUGACCCAUAAGACCAAAAAGAGGGAUGAUGAGAAUGGAUCUAGAAAGCAACCCCUUUAUUCCCUUGACUUCAUGGAGUUACAGAAAAGAAAAACUAAACUGCUUUCAAUGCUGGACGAGGUGGAUAGAAGAUACAGGCACUACUGUGAUCAAAUGAAAGCCGUGGUAUCUUCCUUUGAAGCAGUGGCUGGCUCCGGGUCAGCAUCAGUGUAUUCAGCUUUAGCCUCCAAGGCCAUGUCAAGACAUUUUAGAUGCUUAAGGGAUGGAAUUAUUAGUCAGAUUCAGGCUACAAGGAGGGCCAUGGGAGAAAGAGACCCAGUUGCGCUAGGCACAACGAGAGGUGAAACACCAAGGCUAAGGAUCCUUGAUCAAGCUUUGAGGCAACAAAGGGCUUUUCAACAGAUGAGCAUGAUGGAGAGUCAUCCAUUUAGACCCCAAAGAGGCCUGCCAGAAAAAUCUGUUUCUGUUCUUCGAGCUUGGUUGUUUGAGCAUUUUCUUCACCCGUAUCCAAGCGAUGUUGAUAAACAUAUCUUAGCCCGCCAAGCCGGUCUCUCAAGAAGCCAGGUAUCCAAUUGGUUCAUUAAUGCGAGAGUGAGGCUAUGGAAACCAAUGGUGGAAGAUAUGUACUUGGAAGAAACAAAGGAGCACGAAAACAACAUGGCCUCCUCAGAUGGAGUCAAUGAAGUUGAUGAUAAUGGUGGCCGGGCUAAUCAAAAUAUUCCUCUCACUGACCUGAAACCCACCCCGGACCAGCUCGUUCGAGUUGAUUCGGAAUGUCUGUCAUCCAUUAUCACUAACCCAGAUGAAAACGACGCGCAAAGUGCCAAAACCAUUCAAAACCGGUAUUUGCAUCAGCAACAAAGUUUUGGAGCCUAUGGUGCCAUGGAAUUGGACUUCUCUUCCUAUAGUCAUCACACAGCGGGUGGGGUAUCUUAUGGAAGCGAUCACAAUGCUAAUCAAAGUUUCAAUGAUGGAGGCGUGUCAUUGACGUUAGGGUUGCAACAGCAUGGUGGGAGUGGGGUGAGCUUAGCCUUCUCGCCCGCAUCACAAAGUUCUCUCUUUUACCCUAGAGACCACUUUGGAGAUUGUCAACCAGUUCAGUACUCACUUUUAGAUGGUGAGGAACAGCAUUUGCCUUACAGGAACUUGAUGGGGGCACAGUUGCUUCAUGAUUUGGCUGGAUAGCAGGGAAGGACAAAAAAGGGGGCUAAAUCAGAUAGUUGGUGGGGUACUUCAUUAGAAUUCUCAUCAAAAGGAUGAAAAUGGUAGACAAAUAGUUUGGACUGCAUAGAUAAAUACUGAAAUACGCAUAUAUACAUAAAGCUAUACUUUUUGAUUUAGAUAUACUAUAUGAACAUAUUAUUAGUUCAAUGGCUGGCCGCUCUUUUCAAUUGGAACAACAUGUUUGAAAAUUGCCAGUUAUUGAUGCAAGGCUAUAGCUACACAGAUAUUUCUUUCCUCUUUCUGGUGGAAUCUGUUUUGCAAAAACUUUAACCUAUUAUAUCAUUUUUGUUAGGCCUUUAUCUC